Plutella xylostella (diamondback moth) is the source of this 3257-nucleotide messenger RNA. The record is from RefSeq and is a predicted model, not a curated record. Lineage: Eukaryota; Metazoa; Arthropoda; Insecta; Lepidoptera; Plutellidae.
UCGAUCCGGCUCAGUCCGCCGACGACCGCGACCGACGCCGCACGUGUCGCCCGCGCUCAAACGCACCGGUAUCUGGAAAAUAAAUUAAAAAAACACGCGUCCUACAGCUACCGUCCUGCCUUUUCUAUGUGGUUCUUCCUCGCAACACCAGUUAUUUUGCCAGUAUUAUCGUAUGUUUCAAUAGCAAAGUGACUGUGUUAUUUUCGAUACGUUUUACUUACAUUAGUUUGUGCGAUUAGUGUAGAAUUGUAAAUAAACAAUGGCGACAGGUCAUUGUGAGUGACAUGGAUUCCGCCCUGUAGUUGUCACCGCCACAUUGAAUAAUGUCGAAGACUUUAAACGCCUACAGAAUCAAGAAGAUCGAAUCCCUGGGCAGGAUGACUCAGAUGUCUCAGGAGGAGAUGGUGGCGGGCGCGCGCACCGUGGCCGCGGGGCUCGAGGCUCUCAGAGCUGAACACUCACAGCUGCUGGCAGGACUCGCCGCCAACACCGACCAUGAGAGUGAAAAGGCGUCGUUAGUGCGCAAGAGCAUUGAUGCGAUCGAGUUGGGGCUGGGAGAAGCGCAGGUGAUGAUGGCACUGGCCUCCCACCUGCAAUCAGUGGAAGCCGAGAAGCAGAAGCUCCGCACUCAGGUCCGCCGACUCUGUCAGGAGAACGCGUGGCUGAGAGACGAGCUGGCGGCAGCUCAGCAGAGACUGCAGGCUUCAGAGCAGAAGGUGGCUCAGUUGGAUGAAGAGAACAAGCAUCUUCACUUCAUGGCUUCUGUCAAGAAGUACGACAGCGACAUCACGGAGGAGUCUGACACGAGUCGCAGCGGCGGCGCCGACAAGCGGGACGACCCCAUGGUGGACCUGUUCCCAGAUGAUGAGCACAUCGACAACAGGAAUAAUAAAUCCACAUUGGAUGAACACGGCAACGCGAUGUCACCAACCCCGCCGUCGCAGUUCGCGCAGCAAGUGAACGCGGGCUACGAGAUCCCGGCGCGUCUGCGCACUCUGCACAAUCUGGUCAUACAGUACGCGUCUCAGGGACGGUACGAGGUGGCAGUGCCGCUGUGCAAGCAGGCUCUUGAGGAUCUGGAGAAGACCUCGGGACAUGACCACCCGGAUGUCGCUACCAUGCUGAACAUCCUGGCUUUGGUGUACAGGGACCAGAACAAGUACAAGGAGGCCGCGAACCUGCUGAACGACGCGCUGUCGAUCCGCGAGAAGACCCUCGGAGAGAACCACCCGGCCGUCGCCGCCACGCUGAAUAACCUGGCUGUGCUGUAUGGGAAGCGGGGUAAAUAUCGCGAGGCGGAGCCACUGUGCAAGCGCGCGCUCUGCAUCCGCGAGUGCGUGCUCGGGCGGGACCACCCCGACGUGGCCAAGCAGCUCAACAACCUGGCGCUGCUGUGUCAGAACCAGAACAAAUACGAAGAGGUGGAGCAGUACUACCAGCGGGCCCUCGAGAUCUACGAGAGCAAGCUCGGGCCCGACGACCCCAACGUGGCCAAGACCAAGAACAACCUCGCCUCCUGCUAUCUGAAACAGGGCAAAUACAAGGAAGCGGAGACACUGUACAAGCAGGUGCUGACCCGCGCGCACGAGAGAGAGUUCGGGACCAUCGACGGCGACAACAAGCCCAUCUGGCAAGUGGCCGAGGAGCGUGAGGAGAACAAGCAUCUUCAGAAGGAGAACGCUCCUUAUGGCGAAUACGGAGGCUGGCAUAAGGCUGCUAAGGUGGACUCACCCACAGUGACCACGACCCUCAAGAACCUGGGCGCCCUCUACCGGCGCCAGGGCAAGUACGAGGCGGCCGAGACGCUCGAGGACUGCGCGCUGCGGAGCCGCAAGGAGGCUCUGGACAUCGUGAAGCAGUCCCGAGCCCGCAGCGCGCGCCACGGCAGCCGCGACUCUAUGGAGGUGUCGGCAGAGGCGCACGACGAGGGCACCAACCAGGCGAGUGAGCCCCGAAUGAACCUAAAGUCUAAGCUGUUCAAUGCACUAGGCAUCAACACGGGGAGCAAUGCGCCGCACCAGUAGAAUAGCCACAUGACCCGUAGCGGAAUAAGAAUAAGUGUUAAGAUACAAGCUUCCCGACGGCCGGGCGUGCCUGGCAGUCCUCUGCAUUGUAUAGUGUGAACCGGGAUGUGCCUCGCCUUGGGGGUGACAGGCGUAAGAGGGGAGAGGAAUCAAAAAAUGAUAAGUGAGUCAUAUGUGGUUAUACUCCUAUUUCUCUCUAGAUUCCCAAGGCGAGGCGUUUCUUUCGGUCACACUAUAGCAAAUGAUAUUUUAAAAAAAACGGUGCAUUUAAAUACAAUGCAAACGACUGGCAAUGUAGAUUAUAGUAUUAUUUAUGAAUAGCAUGCGGUAAGAUGAAAAAAUAAAACUUAAAAAAUACGUGUGAUAGAUAUUAUUGCAUGGGCCGUCCUAGAAUUAGGUGAUUGUAUUUUUAAAUUUUAAUGUUUGGAGGCGGUGCAAAAUUUUAAGGAUCGUUUUUGUUUUUAAAUCAUGACACCUCAGUCGUUAUGUUGUAAAUGUAAAGUUGCAUUUAUUGGAUAGUGGAUUGUAGGAACUGUGUACCUACAUGUAUUUUCUUAUUUUACCAUUACUGGCGCAUGUUUCAACAACGAUUUUUUAUUUGCUUACAAUUUUAUUCGAUUUUAUUUUGCUGAUUUAUAUUCUUUUUGUUUCGUCUUUUAAGUAUAAUCAUUGCAUGAAUGUGAUUAUUGUAAUGUCGUGCAUAAAUUCAGUACAAAUUCUUAGUGUCGAUUCAAUGUCGGUCAGUAAAGAAUUAUAUGUGAAUUUUAAUUUUGUUUUGCUAAAUGAAUCAGGUUAUUUUAUGAUGAUGAUUUUUAUUUUAUUUGUUUAACUAUUUUUACUCAAUUUUAUCAAUUAUAAUACCUAAUUAAUGCUUAAAUUUUAAACUUUCAUUCCAGUGUAGUGUGUUUUGGUCUAAGCUUUAUGUGUAUGUGAGAGAGUAAAUAGUGAUAUACAUAAUAUAGUAUUUUUAUAUAAGUAAACUUUGAAAUUAUUUCAAAUAAUGGGUGCUGUAUGUAUGUCAAAUAUUUUAUCUAUAUGCACUAGUUUUAAAUCGACGACAAAACCUAUUUUCCUUAGAAUUUUCAAUGAUUUACUGAAAUUUACAUGGAAUCUCUCCAUUGGUUUGCUUGUCACAAUACUUGUACUAAGCAUCAUACUCUAUAUUUUAAAUAACAGUCUCGAUAUUGCAUCGAUUAUAUUAUUUUAAAUUGUUAAUAAAUAUUUCAAUAACUA